Molecule: messenger RNA, 2596 nt
Organism: Leucoraja erinaceus (little skate)
Lineage: Eukaryota; Metazoa; Chordata; Chondrichthyes; Rajiformes; Rajidae
Gene: gmppb
Product: GDP-mannose pyrophosphorylase B
Exons: 10
Coding region: 159-1241 (360 amino acids)
Biological process (GO): cell wall mannoprotein biosynthetic process; GDP-mannose biosynthetic process
Cellular component (GO): cytoplasm
Molecular function (GO): GTP binding; mannose-1-phosphate guanylyltransferase (GTP) activity
Source: RefSeq, a predicted model, not a curated record
ACGGCGCGGCGGCAGUGCCACGUCCCGUGUGUUUGGGAGGCCGCGGGCGGGCGGGCGAACUGACGGAGAGAGUGUGUGAGUGGUGCAGUGUUCCGCUUCGGUGAGUCGGCGGUGCCGUGCAGCCUCGGCUGUGCCUGCGAUCCUCAGUAGGGGUGAAGAUGAAAGCAUUAAUUUUGGUUGGCGGCUAUGGUACACGGUUACGACCGCUGACGCUCAGUGUUCCAAAACCACUGGUGGACUUUUGCAACAAGCCAAUUCUUCUGCAUCAAGUAGAGGCUUUAGUAAAGGCUGGUGUAUCACAUGUGAUUCUUGCUGUCAGCUACAUGUCCGAGAUGCUGGAGAAGGAAAUGAAGGAACAGGAACAGCGGCUGGGUAUUCGCAUCUCACUGUCUCAUGAAAAGGAACCCUUAGGAACAGCUGGACCUCUUGCUCUGGCCCAUGAGCUGUUUGCCGAUAGUUCAGAGCCUUUCUUUGUCCUAAAUAGUGACGUAAUCUGCGAGUUUCCCUUCCAGGAGAUGGUCCGUUUUCACAAGCACCAUGGGAAGGAAGGUACCAUAGUGGUUACUAAAGUGGAGGAACCAUCCAAAUACGGGGUGGUCAUAUAUGAAGCCGAGAUUGGGCGAAUACACAGAUUCGUGGAGAAGCCUCGGGUGUUUGUGUCGAACAAGAUCAAUGCAGGAAUGUAUAUCUUCAGCCCCACAAUUUUAAACAGGAUACAGCUCAGGCCAACAUCAAUAGAGAAGGAGAUUUUCCCCGUCAUGGCACAGGAGGGGCAGCUGUAUGCCAUGGAGCUGCAAGGAUUCUGGAUGGACAUCGGGCAGCCCAAAGACUUCUUGACUGGAAUGUGCAUGUAUUUACAGUCCCUACGACAUAAAGCACCGGACAGACUGCACCAAGGGCCUGGAAUUGUUGGAAAUGUGCUGGUGGACCCAAGUGCUCAGAUUGGAGAGAAAUGCGCCAUUGGUCCCAAUGUGACGAUCGGCCCAGGAGUGGUGAUUGAGGAUGGAGUGCGGAUAAAGCGCUGCACAGUUCUGAAAGACUCGAGGAUUCGCUCCCAUUCCUGGCUGGAGUCCUGCAUCAUUGGCUGGAGCUCUGAUGUGGGUCAGUGGGUGCGAAUGGAGAAUGUUGCAGUGCUGGGAGAGGAUGUGAUUGUGAAAGAUGAACUCUACUUGAAUGGAGCCAAUGUCCUACCUCACAAGUCUAUUGCUGACUCUGUGCCCGAGCCCAAGAUCAUCAUGUAGAUCACGGCUGUGCCUGAGCCCAAGCUGAAGGGCUGAGCUCUGCCAGUUGCAACAAGGUGGAAUGGAGCUACUAAUGAAGUUAUGAAUAAGGGUCUGGGUACUUUGAAAACUCACCUUGCUGAACCUGAAUCGGACAGCGACAAAUCACUAACAAUGCUGUUUAAACUGCAUCAUAUACCCAUGCGUGUGAAGAGAGUUCCGCUUAAAAUGGUUGCGAUUUGAUUUGCCUUAAAUACUCGCAACUUGGAAUUACUCCCUGUCGAGGGAGUAAGUCUGAUACAAGAUUGGAUCCAGUAAAUAUCCUAGGGAGGAUGGCUUUUAAAAUAUUACUUGGGAAAGAUGUGCCCCCUAAAAGCAAAGCACUCAUUGUGUUUACUCUUGAACCUCACUUACUGACUGUUAUAACAACUCUUUAACAGUGUGUGUGUAAUUUAACCACUGAAUUUGUCUGAUUCACUUGAUGAAAUGGCAUGUUCUUUAGAACGAUCUUGAAGUCUGCAGUCUUUGCUUGUUAUAAAAGUGAAAGGAUAGAAAGCCCAUGGUCAAACCUGAUUAACUAACUGUAUAGAGAUUGGUCUUAAUCCUUGACAUCCAGCAUCUUAAAUGUAGUUUUACAUGGUUAUAACAGGGGUCGAGAAGAAUGUCGGGUCAGAUAUGAUUGCACUGUGCUGAGUCAUGCAAGAUUGAUGCUGCUUGCCUCUAUAAUUUUAGCGUUAACUUUAUUUUCACAUGCAUGUGCAGGCUAGAUUGUUUAGAAAUAUAAGCAAAUACCCAAAUUAAUACCACCUGGGUUUCUCAUGUGAACUAGUUUUAUUAAUUUGUUUACUGUUUCAAAAACUAUACUUUAUUUGGAAUUGUAGAAUUACUUGCUAUCAGAAGGAUCAUUUUGUUUGAUUAGUUGGGUAAUUGGCCAUUGAAGUGCCUGUAAAUGAAUGGAACCUUCUGUUGUAUUUUAUCCAGAUAAAUCCUGAAGUUUUGUGCAAACAUAGUUGAGAAGAACAGUGCAGGCUCUAGCAGUAGUCUUUUCGUCUUUCAAUCUGUUCUAAAUAUAAUCUAACACAAAGGCUCUUAUGUUUGUUUGCCUCUCAUGGUGAUCAAGGAUACUUUUAGCAUUUACAUGGCUGAGAUGGCCAUGUGUUUUUUAAAAUUGAUUAUUUCAUUCUUUGAGGAAUGAUUGAAAGUGGUCAGGGGGAAGUUUCAAAGAUUUAACUCAACAUUCCCUUGCUCGUGUUGCAGCAGGCAGAACUGUCUUUAAUGUUGAUAUGAUUAUAUUGUUAUUGAUUCCUGGUUGCACUAAAUCAUUUCUUCUCCAAUUAACUUUUGCACGUUUUAAAUGAAAUAUGAAAAUUCUGUAC